UCUGUGCUCCUUGUGAUUUAUUGGCACUAAUUACCAAGGCACUUAAUGGCUGGUUCUGGAUGGGAAUUAAUUCUGGCCUGGUGGAUAAAUAAUGCACGAUGGUUUAUUUAGCUAAAUGGAAGGCAGCAGAGAAGAGGCUGCUGCAGGCAGGAGCUUGCUGCAGACAAACAGGACAAGAGAUGCUGCGAUCUGAGUACCAGUAAGAUGGGGAAGAGGAGGGCAGGAUGAUGAAGACGAGGAGCAAAUUGUACUUGCAAUCAGGAGGGCUAUGUUGAGUCCCAAGAUAAAACAAGCCAGGAGAGACCGCUCCAAGAGCAUGGUGAUGGGGGACCCCCCUGGGCUGCCCUGCCGGCCUUCCUCCCCCUGCCGACAAGAGCCGGCGCUGAAACGUGGCUGGCUGAAGAAGCAGAGAAGCAUCAUGAAGAACUGGCAGCAGCGCUGGUUCGUCCUUCGUGGCGACCAGCUCCUGUACUAUAAGAACGAGGAUGAGGUCAAGCCACAGCUCACUGUGAAACAGGUGAAGUGCUGGUUAGCUGUGGAGGGGAAGAUUGUGGUUUAA
Messenger RNA from Podarcis muralis (Common wall lizard), 559 nucleotides. NCBI's taxonomy places the organism in Eukaryota, Metazoa, Chordata, Lepidosauria, Squamata, Lacertidae. The record is from RefSeq and is a predicted model, not a curated record.